AUGCCUGGUCGCGUGGAGGUUGUGCCGAUACCUCUCUUGACCCCCUACUUCCCCAAGUACUCUGAGGGCGUCGAAGACAGUUUCUAUGCCCUGCUGAGCGGUGAGGUAUCCGCAGUCCUCGGCGGGUCCGCGCCGUACCUCCAAGCCGACGAAGAAUGGCCGCGCUGCAAGACCUGCGGGCAUGCCCUCAUCCCGUACCUCCAGAUCAGCCUCUCUUCCGAGAAGACGCCCGAGGAGUUCCGCCAGCACGUUCCGCCCCUCGUUCCCGAGGGCGCGACGAUCCUCCAGGUUUUUCUCUGUGUAGAGGAGAUCGCCGCCGGGUUCUGCUUCGAAGCGUGGCUCACCAUGCAGGUCGAGGGCGAGUCGUGGCUCGUGCGCCAGGUCCACGUCGACGCGGAUGCGACUGGGGUCGGCACCGCGUCUGCCGCUCACGACGAGGCGCACGGGAGGCUUGAAGAGAAGGGCCAGCUCAUUCCCGAGCGCGUCAUCUCCGAGUGGAUCGCCGGGAACCCCGACACUGUGCACUGGGAGGCGUGCACGGGCGCGGACUUUGACGAGACGUUUUACGAGGCGCACGCUCCCGUAGACGGUCUCAAGCUUCUGGGCUAUGAGGUGCUCGGUAAGUACUACUACGGUAUGGGCGACGAUGGCAGGGACCAUUGCACGGUAGGCGAUGGAGGGCCGCACUGCGAUUGGCGGUGUCUCGUACAGCUAGGCACGCGGGAUGAAGACAGCUUCCCGAUAUACUCCAUCGGGAACCUCUUUAUAAACCAAUGCGAGCGGCACCCAGAAGUCCUCGAAGCGGUUUAUAGCGGGACGUGGUGA
Molecule: messenger RNA, 825 nt
Organism: Trametes versicolor FP-101664 SS1
Lineage: Eukaryota; Fungi; Basidiomycota; Agaricomycetes; Polyporales; Polyporaceae
Exons: 3
Coding region: 1-825 (274 amino acids)
Source: RefSeq, a predicted model, not a curated record